GUCGUACUGUCAAGAACACUGUCUUUGCCUCAGUGCCCUCUUGACUCCUAACAAGAGUGGAUAUCCCUCGCCCAACCCACGCCCAGCUUGCUUCUCGAGCGGUGGCAUCAUCGAUCACACGGCGCACAGACGCAGCUGAAUCUUGAGCUGGAUACUUGUUCCCGACCAUACUUCUGACGACCAUGAACUUUGUGGAUCCAUUCGACAUCGCUACUGCGAGCAGCAGUACACCCCCUCCGCGGCCUGACAAUGAGCAGAGCCUGAACGAGGAGGUCAACCAGGUCAUAGGCCAGCUUGGGCGCUUCUGGGGAGGCUUCCGGCAGCAGAGUCAAGCAGCCCUGCAGGUCGCAAAGAAAGACCUUGGAGACGUCGUGCAGCAGGCGCAGAAGGAGCUCACCAAGCUGACGACAGAGGUCACCUCCCCCGCCGCCCCGGAGACCCCGGCUGGCGACCCCUCGGAAGGCGAAGCCUCCGCUCACGACUCCGCCGACCGCACCCCUGUUGGAUCCCCUACCACUGAACAAGCCUCCGCCGCUGGCCCCUCCACAUCCACCCCCGCCGCGACCGCCACCGCCCAGGUCUCCAACAUCUUCAACCGCCUCCAGGCAGCCCUCCCGCCUGCUGUUGUCUCCGCCGUGCAGCACAACCUCGAGACCGUCCAGCACACCGUGCAGCAUAACAUCGAGAACCUGCAGCACACCGACCUCAACGCGCUGCGCCAGAGCCUCUCCGCCGAGUUUGCGCGCGUGCAGGGCGUGACGCGCGCGCAGGCGGAGGAGUACAUGCAUCGCAGCGAGGAGCUCCUGCGCGAGGCGGGUGACGUGCUCAAGGAUGCGGUGAAGGUGCUUCCCCCGGAGGACGACGGCGUGGGGAUGCAGGCAGGCGUGGUUUGGGAUGGGUCGGAUAUCUGGAUGCUGCCGGAACCCACGACGGGGGCUGGCAAGGGGAAGGGUAGAGCGAGCGCAGAAACGCAGCGCUCGGUCUCGACCCGGGCAGAGGCGCUAUUGAGGCGUCUACGCAGCGAUCCGGAGAUCAUCUUGCACGAUCCUGAGGCAGAUGAGAAGGUGAAGGGCAUUUACGACGAGUGGUUGAAGAACGCCGAGUUCUCGCUUGGGGGUGAGAAAAAGACAACCUGGGACGAGAAGGUUGAGAGCGCACUGGCUGACGGGGCGGAUGGUGCUGCCUUGAAGACGACUCACGAUGCGACUGUGCCCGACAAACUGUCGGAAGAGGUCUUCUGGAAGCGGUACUUCUUCCGCGUUCAUCAGAUUGAGACCGAAGAGGCGAAGCGCAAGACUCUGCUGCAAGCGCAAGUCAACGACAACGAGGAAGACUUCAGCUGGGGCGAAGAGGACGAAGAGGAGGAAGAUAUCACGUCCACUCACACCAUUGAGAAGCCACUCGUCAGCGAACCAGCCGUUCAGAAGCUUGCGGAGCCCAAGCCUGAGCCUGCUAGCGCCAUUCCGGCCCACCUCAGCUCUCGCGAGAGCAGCGGAGAGGAAAGCUAUGAUGUCGUCUCAUCGAACGUCAGCGCUGUGGGCGAGGAACCUAAGAAAGAGAAGGAGAAGGACGAGUCGGAGGAGGACAGUGAUUGGGAGUAAAUUGUCCGGAAGUUUAUACUUAUACAAUGUACACAUCAGAAGCGCAGGAACCUCUGUACUUAUACCACUGAUUCUAUGCUCAAAGUCAUCGUGUCUCAGACU
This is a messenger RNA of Schizophyllum commune H4-8, 1703 nucleotides long. RefSeq lists its product as uncharacterized. The record is from RefSeq and is a predicted model, not a curated record. The transcript is spliced from 4 exons. Gene Ontology annotation, cellular component: cytoplasm. Bases 183 to 1601 code for a protein of 472 amino acids. Lineage: Eukaryota; Fungi; Basidiomycota; Agaricomycetes; Agaricales; Schizophyllaceae.